Molecule: messenger RNA, 3787 nt
Organism: Phalacrocorax carbo (great cormorant)
Lineage: Eukaryota; Metazoa; Chordata; Aves; Suliformes; Phalacrocoracidae
Source: RefSeq, a predicted model, not a curated record
ACCACGGCGCGGGGCCGCAGCCUCGGGGCCCGGCCUCCCCCAGCCCCCGCCUCCACCCCCGCCCCCACGGCCGGGAGGAGCCAGCCCCGCGCCGAGGCAUGCCGGGCCCCUGAGCCGCGCCGCCGCGGGGGCCGGCUCGGCGGGGCCGGCAGCGAGCGGGCGGCAGGCCCCGCCGUCGCCAUGAAGAGCCCCCGGGAGGCUGGGGAGCCGCCGCCAGUUGACUGCAUCCAGCUGAAGGUGCCAGUUAUUCAGCAGUUGUACCACUGGGACUGUGGGCUGGCCUGCUCCAGGAUGGUGCUGCAGUACCUGAAUCAUUUGGACAACGAUGAAUUUCAGAAAGCCAUCCAGGAGCUCCACUUAACAAAGAGUAUCUGGACUAUUGACCUGGCCUACCUAAUGCGGCACUUUGGUGUUAAGCAUAAGUUUUGCACCCAGACGCUUGGAGUAGACAAGGGCUACAAAAAUCAGUCAUUUUACAGGAAGCACUUUGACACAGAAGAGAAUCGAGUGAAUCAGCUCUUUGCACAAGCCAAAGCCUGCAAGGUGCUGGUAGAGAAGUGCACAGUAACUGUUCAAGACAUCCAAAAUCACCUGUCCCAAGGUCAUGUAGCCAUCGUCCUAGUGAAUGCAGUCCUGCUAUUGUGUGAUCUGUGCUCAAGUCCUGUCAAAUACUGCUGCUUCCUCCCCAUUGGACAAAAGUGCUUCUGCAGGAAUCCUGACUACCAGGGCCAUUUCAUUGUAUUAUGUGGCUACAACAAAGCCUCAGGGAGUAUUUACUACAACAACCCUGCCUAUGCUGACCGAACAUGCUGCACCAGCAUCAGUAACUUUGAGGAAGCCAGGACAAGUUACGGCACUGAUGAAGAUAUUCUGUUCAUCUACACAGACAGCUGACAUCCACAUCUGAUACUUCUGGUCCUUUCCUGUGCAGCCUGUGUGGCAGCUGGCUGCUUGUCUCAGGACUCCCCCUGCAGAGACCUUGCUCCUGAACUGCAGGGGGAUCUUAGCAAGGGAGGCUUUAUAGACGUUGAUAGGACUUUAUUGCAAUGCUGUCUUUACCUUAUUUUUCUGCUUAUGUAUCUGAUUUUGCAAUGUAUGUUUUAGGUUUGUUUUUAUGUUUUGGUUUGGUUUUUUUCCCUCAUUUUCAAUAUUGCACACUUGACAGCAGUUUUAAAAUACAGGCCCAAGAGCCUCUUCACUCUGAGCUUAUUUUCAAAUUAAACACAUGAGAAAAAAGCACCAAAUUUCUGAACUUCAACACUUGGUAAUACAUGCAUAGGUUUAGGUAAACAAAACCAUGGGAAAAAACAGAAAAUACUUUUUUCUCUCUCUGUCAAAGCAUAAAGGGCUGAUCUUCAUCCUAAAUCUACGGAUUUGAGGUUCAACAGGGUAUUAUGGAAGGAAAAAAAUAGUAACUUAACCACUUUUAAAAUCCCUUGCUGGCUCAUCAGUAUUGUCCACAUUGUAGGAAUGAAACACAUUUACUCAAGGAAACUUCCCAUGUACCAAAUUCACCUUACACAGAUUUAGCAUUUAUGCCACUGCAUUAGAUUUUGAAUUGUAGUUACUGGUAUCGUUCCCUUGUACUACAAACUCAAUCCCUUUUGGCUAAGUCCUUUAGAAUUACUACUCAGAGCUUUGUAUUGGCCCAAAAGUUUAAAUGAAGGUAUUUUAUUUGUACCUACAAGUCUUUAUAUUCUUUGCAAAAACCUCUAAAUGUUACGUCACCCAUAUGUGCCCCUUUCUGCAGAAUCCAUUCUAAAUAUAAACUUUAAAAUUAUUAGGCAAAUACAGAAAGUGAUCAUCCACAUUAAUGGUAUACAUCUUGUGUGCAAAUUGUAAAUAUCUGACAGCAUAUACCGGAUUGUAAGUAAAAUGUUGCAACAGGUUGCCCAGAGAGGUGGUAGAUGCCCCAUCCCUGGAAACAUCCAAGGCCAGGUUGGACGGGGCUCUGAGCCACUGAUCUGGUUGAAGAUGUCCCUGCUCACUGCAGGGGGGUUGGACUAGAUGACCUCUAAGGGUCCCUUCCAACCCAAACCAUUCUAUGAUUCUAUAAUUUGAGCCAAAUUUUGCUAUUGGUUCAGUGACCUAAGAAGAGCUGAAAUUAAUUCAGAAAAGAGGGAAUACAAACAUCUCUGCUACAAGUAAAAAGGCAGGAACUCAGAUCUUCUAGCUCUUAUACUACAGCUGUAUUUAGAUUAAGUUCGAGUUCCUGUAUUCAGACAUUAGCAAGUGAAACUGUUAGCAGCCCAUUCACAAUCCUUUCCUCUAUUACCUGGGUUUAAUUACUUUGCGGAGGAGCACUGUAAAGUGUAAGAGAUAGCCACCUAUUUCAGAUUCAUCCAUCACAAUUUCUUACAAGUCUUGAUCUUCAGUCCUGCCUAUGUGGAAGGGGGUAGAAAAAUCAAUACUGAUGUAAAGCUAGUAAAAUUUUAUUUUGCACUGAAGACCAAGAUCUCACACCUUUAGCAUGGUUUUAGGAAAUUAACCGUUCAAAAUCUGGGACUGGGUGGAGUAACAGUAAAAAGACAUUACCAUUUAGUAGUGGAAAUAAUAAAUAGUAAUCUACUUUCAGCGUGGUAAAAAGUUUUUCUAAGAGAAAACAUUUUCUUUCAUCAGUUGGUGACAUACUGAAAAGUAUCUGGAAAGCAUUCAGUAAGUAUGCUUAGUAGAAUCAGGAGUGUGCCUUUGCACAAAGGCUGAAAAUAGUAACAGACAUUUAAAAUGCAGUGCCCUUUAAAAAGUUCCAAAGAGAAAGUAUGUGGUAAGGAAUUUUCAAGUGUAUCAAAUUUUGCUUAUCAUUGGGGAAGCUGGAACACAUUCUGGCACUUACACUUGCAAAAUGAGUAAAAAGUAGGAUGUGAUUUGUGAGCAGUAGAACCAGUACUUAAGUGCCACCAGCAGAAUCCCAGAAAAAAGGUCCAAACCCUGUUAUAGAUAAUGCCUUCCAGCUCCUCCAGAGUCAGGCACCAGAAGGCUACCGUUCUGGGAAUUUUUAUGUCCACGUUCAAAUUCGUGAUGUUUGAUUUAGAGAGAUUCUUGUUAGCUAUGUUACUAAUUAACAGGUGUGUAAACUACAAGUUGGAAGGGUACUUACUUAACCCAUGCAUUUUCAGGUAGGUAGUUCAUUCAGUACCAUUAAACUGCCACGGGAUAUAUUUUAGAGCAGGCUUGGUUAGCUAAAUAAAAACAAUUCUUACAAAAGGCUUAUAACUAACAUUUGGCCUCUUACUGGUUCAGUUCUCCAAGUACAAAUCUUGAGCUCAGAUGUAAAACAUGAAGCUAAGGGCAUGCUAAGUGUUCUGAAGUACACAGAUAGGUGUAACAAUAUUGACUGUUAAAUGUUUGGUACCCAGGGUUUAAAUACUUCAACAAAACUGAAAGAUAAAGAAACAAAGCUGUUUAAGCUAAUACAGACUAAAGCGAGAGCUCCACCAUUGUGACAGGAUCUCUUACAGCUGCCAAAUGGAAGAUAGCUAUGAGAGAUGAAAAUGCACGGAGGAAGACGCAAAAGCCAAGUGAAGAGACUGAGUAUUUGCAUGACACAAAUUCAAAUUAAAAAGGAGCUCACUGCACAAGCAUUCAGAACACCUGUGUUUUCUGAAACUUUGUUUCCCAUUAUGAGAUUGUCUAUCAAAAUACUAAUUCUGAAAAUGUUUUGUCACUUCAUUUCCUUCAUGAUGUCAAUAGCAAAGGAAGGGGUAUUUUACAUGCAGGGAUUUUAUACAUAAAUAUAUUUUUAUUUGUAAUUAAGCCAUUCUCAAUAAAGGUUUGCAGUCACAGAUAA